Messenger RNA from Entamoeba invadens IP1, 660 nucleotides. RefSeq lists its product as hypothetical. The transcript is spliced from 2 exons. The annotation marks the transcript as partial. Lineage: Eukaryota; Evosea; Mastigamoebida; Endamoebidae. The record is from RefSeq and is a predicted model, not a curated record.
GUAAAACAAGAAGGGAAGAUGUUUGAGUGGGGAAAUAAUGAUGUCUCAUUUAUAGCUGAAGGUGGAAAUCUGACUUUGUGUUUUGCAUAUGCAAACGCUUUUAGAAUUCAAAAAGACUUUAAAGAAAUGAAAGUUGUCUUUGACGUCGAUGGAGAUUACGAAUUUUUAAUAACACACGUCUUACAUGACACGUCACUCACUGAGUUGAAUUUGAGUACAAUAACACUCAUUCAGGCAGGACUACCGACUCACUACAUCAAAAUAAAUGAUGGCAAAACUAUUGAAAUGAAAAUUGCAUUCAAUUUAAAAACACUGCAAUUUUCUAACGUCAUCACUAUCACUCAAAGAUUCAGCAAAGGCGCUCGUGUCGUUUUAAAAAGCGCAUAUUUGUUUAGAGAAGUGGAAUUAAAUGAUACUGAUAAAUGCAACUCAACUUCAUUUGACUGUUUAUACACACAAUGCACAAUCACUAACGAGUCUGCUAAUGUUGGUCCAUCACCAUUCCUCAAAGGGUGUGAACCAGCUUGUGGGAUAUGUCGAGAUGGUUUUAUAUGUUCUUCAUUGGGAAAAUGUAUUGUAGAAAAGUCGAAUAACAAAAGAAAUUUCAGUGUGAAAAUGGUAGUUUUGUCGGUGGUAUUUGCUAUAGUUCUGGUGUUGUAA